Molecule: messenger RNA, 3776 nt
Organism: Oncorhynchus tshawytscha (Chinook salmon)
Lineage: Eukaryota; Metazoa; Chordata; Actinopteri; Salmoniformes; Salmonidae
Product: discoidin, CUB and LCCL domain-containing protein 1
Exons: 15
Coding region: 344-2494 (716 amino acids)
Source: RefSeq, a predicted model, not a curated record
UAUCUUUAAGCAGGGGUGUGCAGUUGAACUCAACAACAAUUAUUUUGAUCAAGUGUUGCCUCUUGCCUGUCUUGGCUGCUCAACAAAUAUACUCCUCUUCCCAACGACACCGUGGCUGUCAGACUGGUUGGUCGACCUGAGCACUGGGUGCCGCCUGUGGAUGAAACACGGAAGAGUUCAUUCAAGGAAUCUACUGUGGAGAUACAGGCAGGAUAGAAGCACACGGAGCGCAUCGGGAUCCUUUGAUUUAGAGCAAACCUUCCUGAAGAAAAUUAUCCCAUGAAGACGAGACAAAUGUGUCUCCAUAUGCGAUUUCGUUGCGUUACUUUGGAUAAAAUCUGAGAUGUUGGGAAAGGAGAAACUUAAUGGCUUCUUUGUCGUUUGGACUAUACUUUCCGCGUUUGGCGAAAAACUCGACGACGGUUGUGGCCACUCCAUGCUGGGCCCAGAGAGCGGUGUCCUCUCCUCUAAGAACUACCCGGGAACCUACCCCAACAACACCUGGUGUGAAUGGAAGAUCCGCGUGCCAGAGGGCAACAGCCUGGUCCUCAGGUUCGGAGACCUGGACGUGGAGGCACGGGACUGCCAGUCGGACUACGUCAAGGUCCUCAAGGAUGUCUACGGAGGCGAGCAUGUGUAUGGGACGUUCUGUGGCAGCCUGAAGUCCUACCCAAGAGAGGUACACACGGACUCCAAUGAGGUCAUCGUCCAGUUCCGCAGCGGGCGCCACAUCUCGGGCCGAGGGUUCCUGUUCUCCUACUCCUCAGGGGACCACAGAGAUCUGCUCACAUGUUUGGAUAAAGGCAGCCAUUUCUCAGAUUUAAAAUACAGGAAGUACUGUCCGGCAGGAUGCAAAGCAGUGGCAGGUGACAUAUCCGGGGACAUUUCCCAGGGUUACAGGCAUACAUCUGUGCUGUGUAAGGCUGCCGUCCAUGCAGGGGUUAUCCUGGAUGAGUUAGGAGGCUGGGUAUCCGUGGAGACCCACAAAGGCCUGAGUCACUACCACGCCACCAGAGCCAAUGGGAUCCAAUCCAAAGACGGCUCUUUGUCCGAAGCGCUCUUCACGUUCCUCAUUAAUGACUGUAAGAACCAGUCAGUGUUGCAGCAUGUGUCUGUUAGUGCCAGUUCCUGGGGAGAAGCGAUGGGUUGUCAGUCUGAUUGGGCGCCCAACAGCUCCCAGGCUGACCCAGGAUCAAGGGGCUGCACCUGGACUGCAGAUCAGAACGACAGCCUGCAGUGGCUCCAGCUGGACCUGGGGGAGAAGAAAAGGAUCACAGGGAUUAUCACAACUGGCUCUACUAUGUUGGACUAUCACUACUAUGUGAGGAGCUUCAAGAUAGUUCACAAGGAGAGGAGUCGGUGGAGGACUUACACACAGAACAACAGCACACAAUACAUGAUAUUUGAGGGGAACCAGGACAGUCUGCAUCAGACCAGGAACACCUUCCACAAUCCAAUCAUAGCCCGCUACCUGCGGAUCAUCCCUCAAACCUGGCACCAGAGGAUCGUCAUGAGGGUAGAGCUUCUGGGCUGCACCCAUGUCAGAGGUACACACCCUAACCCCCAUGUCAGAGUGAACAUGUCGUCCCAGGUCACAUUACCCACCAAACCCAAGCCUCCGGUGGGGGACGAAGAGAUCACUGAGCCAGUGCCCUCCCAGGCAGACCGCGGGAAGCUGGCCAUCAUCAUCGUACCCAUAGUCUUAUCUGUGGUGCUCCUGCUGGUUGGGAUUUGUGUAUUCAAGAUGCUGCAGAAGAAGAAGACAAAGGAGAACUCAUACGGAUCCUCUGAUACCCAGAAAACAGGUUGCUGGAAGCAGAUCAAGCAGCCGUUUGCCAGGCACCAGUCCACAGAGUUCACCAUCAGCUACAGCUCAGAGAAGGACCCCAUACAGAAACUAGACCUGGUCACCAGCACCAUGGCAGAGUACCAGCAGCCUCUGAUGAUUGGGAUGGGCACAGUGACCAGGAAGGGCUCUACGUUCAGGCCCAUGGACACUGAGACCAAGGAGGACCCUAGCGACCCGUCCACCCACUACAACUACCUGCACACAGCCAACCAGUACGCCCUGCCCCUCACCAACCAGGAGCCAGAGUACGCCACACCCAUCAUCGAGCGCCACACCUUCCACAAGGAUGGCUUCCUGCCAGACCCGGCCAACUACUGCGUUCCAGGGUUUGUCCUCAGCAAGACCCCCUCCUUUAAAACCAUGGACAGGAAAGCAGGGGUGGGCUCCUCCGGGGGCUACCAAACCCCCCAGGUCAAAACAGACCGGGGACACAGUAACUCUGAGGGGGUCUACGACAGCCCCAAGGUGAACAAGCCUGUGGCCCAGAGCAAGAGCUGUGGCUGCUCAGACUACCAGAGACCCCAGGCCAAGCCAGCAGCGCUGGAGAGCUACUCCACCCCCAGGGACUGUGUGAGGGUGGCCCCCGCCAUUGGCCACAGGCCGGACCAUCGACCAGACCCUGAGGGCAGCUCUGGAGGAACCUGAUGAUGGAACAUCUAUGAGACUACAGGACAAACUGUCAAACUGUGAUUUCUAUCAGUUCACGGCCGUUUUAGAUGGACCUCACUGUAGUAAACACAACCAAUCUCAUCUAAAUGGUAAAUUAUUUCUCAACUGACUUCCGGCAUGCGGGAGACGACAGUGUUUGUUUGCUGCGUGAAACGGAGCUACAGGAUGAACUGGGUGCAUCUCUGAGGCUGUGCAAGCAGACAUCAAAAUACAGAUGGUUACUUUUAUUUUCCUCUUUGAGGUGAUUUAUUAAAAAGAAAAUAGUGAUGAGACAGGACAUGUCCCUUAAAAUGGGAAAAUACCUCCCCUCAUUCUCAACUGUGACUGAUGUUUGUGACUGUAACAUAAGAUUGAGAUAAUGUGACUCGGUUCCUUGGCUGUACAGCAUAUUAUGAGGUCAUGGUGAAGCUGUUUUCAGCAGGAAUACAUAGAGGAAGCAGAGUGCUUGUUAAGUAAAGCAGCACCCAGUUUAAAGUGGCAGAUUUGUGUGUCCCCAGCGGGUCCUACUAUAGGGCGAUUUAUGCAGUCAGUGGAGUUAGCUCUUAACAGAGAACUGUAAGGACACACUGUGACUGAAAGGACUGGUGUCACCGCAUGGGGUCCCCCACAAUGGGGGUUCUGUUACCAUGUUGCAGGUGGCUCUAUGCUCUAAAGCCGAGCGGCUGCAUCGCUGCUCUGUAUCAAAGUCUGGAGGCAGAUCUGGCCAGUGUGGGCAGAGAGCCCAUGAAUAGGCAAUGGGAGAGAGUGUACAGUUAGUCUGGCAUAUUUAGAAACACCCAGCUGGGGAUUUAGGGGAGUACAACUGGACUACAACACAUCACAGAGCUGUUUUUAUAUGAUCUGUUAAACUGAACUAGAUCAAGAACUACUGUAAAGGCCUGUUCUUUUUUUUAAAUGGAUGUUGAACACAAAGCCAUGUUAAAUGGUACCAUUCCUACAGUGUAUACAUACAUGUGCAUAGUUUGAACAUGUUUAUUGCCAAGAGUAAAGAAAAAAAAAUAGAAUUGCUGUCUUGUGCUGUCGACUAUAUUAAAAGCACCAGUGAGUGUGGUGUUGCUGCUGUGUACGAAAGACCUUAGGAUGUAACUUAAGAACUCUUUAAUUUCUGUGAAAUAUUUUGUGGAGAUCUUUCGAGCGGGGUUGUAUGUAAGUGCAGUACUCCGUCUGAUCGUUGCAAAAAGUUUGUCACUCUCAUUCAAAGUGUGUUUACUGACUGUUGGCUGUAAACUGAGCCCUGAAUAAAAACACCAGCAGUUGA